Monopterus albus (swamp eel) is the source of this 4125-nucleotide messenger RNA. It is a transcript of the gene dpf2, whose product is annotated as double PHD fingers 2. Gene Ontology annotation, cellular component: nBAF complex. The record is from RefSeq and is a predicted model, not a curated record. Bases 78 to 1328 code for a protein of 416 amino acids. Gene Ontology annotation, biological process: nervous system development. Lineage: Eukaryota; Metazoa; Chordata; Actinopteri; Synbranchiformes; Synbranchidae. The transcript is spliced from 12 exons.
GCUUCACGUUUCUGUUUCCAUCUGCCUACAAGUCAAUACAGAGGCCACAUAUUACCCGGCAGCCACAUUCCCCGUGUAUGUGCAAGAUGGCCGCUGUUGUUGAGAAUGUUGUCAAACUGCUUGGAGAACAGUACUACAGAGAUGCAAUGGAGCAAUGUCACAACUACAACGCCCGACUCUGUGCUGAGAGGAGUGUCCGGAUGCCGUUCCUUGACUCUCAAACUGGAGUGGCCCAGAGCAACUGUUAUAUUUGGAUGGAGAAGAGACACAGGGGUCCAGGCAUGGCUCCAGGGCAGCUUUAUACCUACCCAGCCAGGAGGUGGAGAAAGAAACGACGAUCUCAUCCUCCAGAAGACCCCCGGCUUAUCUUUCCUCCUGUCAAGUCAGAGCUAGAUUUAGGGCUGAAGAAGGAUGCUCUGUCAUCAUCAGACGGCAGCAGCCUUGAGGCCCUGCUGAAGGGGGAGUCCCUGGACAAACGGAUGACCACAGAUGUCCGAGGCUCUGAGGAGGAUUCAAACCUGAGCGACUACACCGGAAGCCUGAACCCUGCUUCCCGCAUCAGAAAGAGAAUCCUAGAGCCUGAUGACUUCCUAGAUGAUCUGGAUGAUGAGGACUAUGAGGAAGACACGCCUAAAAGAAGAGGCAAAGGGAAAGGGAAGGGACGAGGGGUGGGAAGCAGCAGAAAGAAGCUGGAUACAGCAGCACUAGAGGACAGAGACAAGCCAUACGCCUGUGACAACACUAUCAAACAAAAGCAUAUUUCAAAACCUUCUGAAAGAGUCUGUGGGAAGCGCUACAAAAACCGACCCGGGCUAAGCUACCAUUACGCCCACUCCCACCUGGCUGAGGAGGAGGGCGAGGAGAAGGACGAGCUGGAGAUCAACGAGCCCGCCCUACCACUGCCUGAGGAGCCUAAAACUCCCAAGAAAGGCCCAGAUGGUCUUGCAUUGCCUAAUAAUUACUGUGAUUUCUGCCUUGGGGACUCGAAAACUAACCACAAGACCGGCCAGUCAGAGGAGCUGGUGUCCUGCUCGGACUGUGGACGCUCGGGCCACCCCUCCUGCCUGCAGUUCACUCCUGUAAUGAUGGCUGCUGUGAAGACGUACCGCUGGCAGUGCAUAGAGUGCAAAUGCUGCAACAUGUGUGGCACCUCGGAGAACGACGAUCAGCUUCUGUUCUGUGACGACUGUGACAGAGGCUAUCACAUGUAUUGUCUCAACCCGCCCAUGUCUGAACCUCCAGAGGGGAGCUGGAGCUGCCAUCUAUGUCUGGACCGUUUGAAAGACAAGGCAUCCAUAUACCAGAACCAGAACGCCCCACCAUCGUGAUGGCUGCUCUCGCCUGCACAUACUCAUCACUCAGCUGUCCCGCAGCAGUAUGCUUUACCCUUCAAGACAGACGAUAAUCUCCCCUGACGAGCUGACCUCAGAGGGCGUGUUCAGCAGACAGUAUACUGUAUUGUGAAAAGGGAAGUAUACCAUAUCAGACUGGUCUCACUUAGCUUCAGAUAUGACUGUUACACAGUUUCAAGCUCCGCAUCAGCCACAUAGAUUUUUAUCUUCACCCCUUUGUCACAUGGUUGGGGCACCCUGUAGCCAAAUGGUUAAGGGCGCGGCGCACCACCUACCCCGGGUAGCACACUGCAUGUGCGAUGUCAGCGGUCCGACCACCGACAUUUGUCGCAGGUCCCUCUCCCUCUGUCUCCCGUUUUCUGUCCGCCUCUUCACGACCUACUAUACAGUAAAGGCUAAAAGCCUGAAAAAACAAAAACAUUGGCCAUGUGGCAAUUCAAGCAGUGCUGAAUUUCUACAAGCCUACAGGGCAUAAAUAGCCAAAUUACAAUGCCCUGUUUUUACACACAUACCUACAAAGACGAUAAAACCAUGUCUCUAUCCUGCUAUGUACUGAUUUUAUGACUAGAGCAGAAAUAGAGCUUACUAGAAUAAAGUAGCAUGCCAAUGCUUCCUUGUGGUAACAAAAGACAUUUUAUAGUAUUUAUAUAUUUCUAUGGUAUAUAAUAGUAUGUCCAAAUUGGAAACAGGAUGGCCACGUAAUGGUCUCUUUAUUAGGGCCCAUCUCAUCAUUAUGGAAACAACCACUUUUCUUUUAUGGCACUGCUGAUAUUUAGUAAUUCACUUGAUCGAGUGAAAGGGAUCUGCUGAGACUGUAAAUGAGUUUCUAUCUCAUGCCCACACCGGUACACGCAUGAAUAGACACCCUGACAUAUUCGUCAAAGUGGCUCCAAAGACUGAAGGACUUGAGGAAUGGCAGCCUACACUCGAGUCUAGUUGUUGGCUCCUGUGUGCUGGUGGGCCAUUGAGCUCACAAAAAUGCACGUGGACAUACUCGUGCAUGUUUCAUUCAGGCUUUGGGGCUUUGUUGACAAAACUGUCAGCUCUUGGCUCUGGUCCUGACGACUGCAGAGACUGGGUGCUGAUAAUUGACUGAACAUCUGUCUUCAGCCUGGCCCUUCUUUGUUUGACAGAUGUGUUAAUGUUAGGAGGAUGAUUGUUCCUGUCACCUAAAAAUAUAAAUGUUAUUUGCACUAUCAGCCAGGUUAAAGGAUAAAAAGCCUUCACAUUGCUGUGUUGUAGCAGUUUGCUGAUCAUGCAUAUCUAAUAUCUGUUGAUGCUGUGGCACCACUAGAUGACUUUAUUGUAACUGAGGACUACGCGACCUUACAGACGAUCACUUGCUGACGAGGUAAAAGCAAUAUAAGAGCUUCUUUUGGCUGCUGGGAUGACAGGGACUCAGCAGAGUCAGUCUAGGCUCUGCUGGCAGAAAAUGUGUGAUACUGUAAAUUUUCACUAAGAAAAUCCUAUUACGGCUAGGAGACUGGAGCAGCACUUAUAGAUGGCUCCACAUUAUAGAAAAGCGAUUGUGUGUAUAUGUAUAGUCCUAUGGAGAGAUGGCUCCUGUUGUCAGUGCUUUCUCAUGUAAUGGUUUCCUUCUGUGGCAAGGCUAAAAGAACAAAGUCUGGCUGAACUGCCUAAGCAGUUACUUUACCUCAAACAAACAGUAUUUAAAGCGUGGAAUUAUGCUGUAAAUAGACUGGACAAAUGCAGAGGGAUAAAUAGUGAUGGCAGCUGCAGUGUCUGCUUCAGUAACUGCAUAUUCUACAGUUAAACAAGCGCAUGCUCAGUAAUUGUCUGCACUCUUGUAUGCUACGUAGUCGUCUCUGCGUUAGGUCGGCAAAGGUGUUGGGAAGUGGUGUAAUAUAAAUUAACCCAGCUAUCAUGUAAUUUCAAUAGCCAACUAACAAUUAUUAAUGCAUUACACCAGUAUAACUUGGUUUGUUUUCUCACCACGUUUUAACCGUACUAUUAUUUAGAGACAGUGGCUACUAGAAUAUUUUGCUGGUUGUUUUUGUAUUCAUGAAUGUUUGCGUACCUGAUGUGUGGAGCAUUUUGGGACUUAAUGGAAGUUGUUUUCUAGUUAAUCCUGUGAUCCAAGUCUCAGCAGAGCUCCUCUCUUCCAUGGCUUGAAAAUAAAGCAAAAUCCAUAACAUGAUUUUGAAGUAAAUUCGACACUGAAUGGUAAAGUAAAGAUGGACCAAGUAUCCAACUUCUAGGCUGCACUCAGAAAGAAGCCAUAAACAAGAAGGGGUCCUGUGGUUUUCAUUAUCAGUGGCGCCUGCAGGAUUAUAAUCCAUAGUACACACAAAAACUGCCUAUGGCAGAGUAAAUCUCAUUUUAAUGAGAAUCUUUUCACAUUUUAAGAUACUCUGCUCGUUUUUACGAGAUACUUUUCACGUCAUUAUGGCAUACUGUAUUUUCUUGUUAUAACAACGCAGGCUAUUUUGUCAUAACAACACAGCCUAAUGUAUUUUCUUGUAAUAACGUGAGCUCUGCUAAACUUGGAGUGAGUAGUACAGUAUGCACACUGGCUUUAAGCAGCACCUCCGUAGCUCAUUCAGUUCAGCAGCCUCUCUCUCAUCAGCACCUCCCAUACAGACUUUUCAAACGUGGCCAGCAUUGCAAUCGGGAGUUGCACUCAGGCCGGUCUUUGAGAAUCACUGAUCUAACACUUAAAUCCACAUACAAUAGUCUGCAAAUUAACACAUGAAUACACCUCACGAGCCAUGAUAAAUAAAUAAAUACCCUGCACGUCCUAUUGAUGUUACAG